Cololabis saira (Pacific saury) is the source of this 3579-nucleotide messenger RNA. Its product is annotated as sodium- and chloride-dependent GABA transporter 1-like. NCBI's taxonomy places the organism in Eukaryota, Metazoa, Chordata, Actinopteri, Beloniformes, Belonidae. The coding region runs from base 128 to 1921 and encodes 597 amino acids. Gene Ontology annotation, biological process: sodium ion transmembrane transport. Gene Ontology annotation, cellular component: membrane. The record is from RefSeq and is a predicted model, not a curated record. The transcript is spliced from 14 exons.
CAUCCAGCGUCAGCCCGCCGUCGUGAAUCUGUCCGGUCAGGAUCCACCCCCAGCGUGAGGCACCUCGUCGGGCAAAAAAAAAGUCAAGCCAGGCUCUCCGACCCCUCUGGACCGUCGAGGUCCCGCGAUGGGGAAGACCGGCCAGAGCACAGUGGAGUUAAACUCCCCGUCAGAGGUGAAGCAAGCGGUUCCCUCUGACGAGCUGGAUCCCACGGCGCCCCCUGAGGACAAACAGAAGACACCGGAGGAGCCGCCUGAGAGGGGGAGCUGGAAGGGGAAGUUUGAUUUCCUGCUGUCCUGUGUUGGCUACGCCAUCGGUUUGGGAAAUGUCUGGAGAUUCCCUUACUUGUGUGGGAAGAAUGGUGGCGGCGCCUUCCUGAUCCCGUACUUCAUGACCUUGGUGUUUGCCGGGAUUCCUCUCUUUUUCCUGGAGACGGCGCUGGGCCAGUUCACCUCCGUGGGGGGACUCGGGGUGUGGAGACUCAUGCCCAUGAUGAAAGGUGUCGGUCUGGCCGCCGUGGUCCUGUCUUUCUGGCUCAACAUCUACUACAUCAUCAUCAUCGCCUGGGCUCUGUACUACCUAUUCAACUCCUUUGGUUCAGAGCUGCCUUGGCAGAGCUGUGAUAACCCCUGGAACACGGAGAGCUGCUUUUCCAAUUACAGCCUGACGGACACCACCAACCUGACCAGCGCCGUCACAGAGUUCUGGGAGCGAAACAUGCACCAGCUGUCCGGCGGUCUGGAGGAGCCCGGCGAGCUGCGCUGGCCCUUGGUGGGCACCCUGGCGCUGGCCUGGGUCCUCGUCUACUUCUCAAUCUGGAAAGGAGUGGAGUGGACGGGGAAGGUGGUGUACUUCUCCGCCACGUACCCCUACUUCAUGCUCUUCAUCCUCUUCUUCCGGGGGGUCACUCUUCCCGGGGCCAUCGACGGGAUCCGUUUCUACAUAACUCCAGACUUCAACAAGCUCGCCCGAUCUGAGGUUUGGCUGGACGCCGCGACCCAGAUCUUCUUCUCCUACGGACUGGGCCUGGGUUCGCUCAUCGCGCUGGGAAGCUACAACUCCUACAACAACGAUGUGUACAAGGACUCCAUCAUCGUCUGCUGCAUCAACUCCUGCACCAGCAUGUUCGCCGGCUUCGUCAUCUUCUCCAUCGUGGGCUUCAUGUCCUACAUCACUAAGAAACCCGUGCAGGAACUGGCAGCAUCAGGUCCAGGUCUGGCGUUUCUGGCCUACCCUCAGGCCGUCACCCAGCUGCCCAUGUCGUCACUGUGGGCCAUCCUGUUCUUCUCCAUGCUCAUGAUGCUCGGCCUCGACAGUCAGUUCUGCACCGUUGAAGGAUUCAUCACGGCCCUCAUGGACGAAUAUCCCCUGGUGUUGAGGAAGAGGAAGAAGGUCUUCAUCCUCAUCGUUUGCAUCGUCUCCUUCAUCAUCGGCUUCUCCAACAUCACCCAGGGUGGUCUGUACGUGUUCAAGAUGUUUGAUUACUACUCCGCCAGCGGGAUGUGUCUCCUCUUCCUCGUCUUCUUCGAGACCACCUCCAUCUCCUGGUUAUACGGAGCCGAACGGUUUUACAAGAACAUCGAGGACAUGAUCGGCUAUCGGCCGUGCGUCUGGUGGAAGCUGUGCUGGAUGUUCUUCACUCCCCUCAUCUGCCUGGGCGUGUUCACGUUCAGCGCCAUCGAGAUGACCCCGCUCACCCUGGGGAAGUACAUGUACCCGCUGUGGGGCCAGGUGAUCGGGUGGUGCAUGUCGUUGUCCUCCAUGAUCCUGAUCCCGGGUUACGUCGUCUACAUGUUCUGCACCUCCAAGGGCAGCAUGAAGCAGCGCUGGCGGAGGAUGACGACGGCCCAGGAGGGCCCGAAGCCGUCGGGGCACGAAGACUUCAAUCACGCAGGGAACGUGGGCGAAGCUCCCGUCUAAGGCUGGAGCGAUCCGACUGCCAAGGCCUUAAAGUAGCCAACACUAAAACAAAUCUGACAUUUUUGGGGCGGACCGGGUCCCGUUUCCGUGUUCUCUGGAGGAUAAAGCACUUUACCGUCCGGCUUCUCCCCCUCAAGCUGUACGGGAAAACCUUCGAUAGAUGUUUCUUUUAGCGGUAAAGCUGAAUGUUGAACAUAAGGCGAGUUUCCAGUAGCAGGAGUUCCAGGUGAAUACCGUAUGGACCUGAAUAUAAGACGGUGUUUCUUGCAUUGAAAUAAGACUGAAAAAGUGGGGGUCGUCUUCCAUUCGGGAUCUAGACGUUAUACCCAUUCACAACGCUAGAUGGCGCCAGAUAUCUUAAAGUGAAUGCCAAACUUAAUUCCCCAGGCCAAAGCGAACCCCUGUCACGAAGAAGAAAAAUAAAAAAUAGCGGUAAGGAAGAAAAGAGAAGAAAUUAACAGAAGAGAUAACAGAAAAUGGAGAAACGUAGAUCGGUUAUGAUGUAAGUUAUGAUGCAAACUUCAAGAUGACGAUUUGAAUGAGGCAAAAUAACAGGCUUUUUCUCUCAUAUAUAUUUGUUUCAGAUGUACUGUAAUUAUUUUCUGUGUCAAAAUUUUAUUUGGUGUUUAAAAAGUCUUUUUUCAAACUUGAGUGGGGUCGUCUUACAAUCAGGAUCGUCUUUUAUUCGGGCCAAUACGGUAUGCCGGACAGGAACCUCUAACCGUCUCCUCGGGCCCUUCAGCCGGCAUUUUUCCACUACAUAAGAACCGUUAAUUGAAAAUGGUGCCGCCGACCAAGAGGUGGCGGUAACGUCCUUUUUAUUCAGUUCACAAAUGGGCAGCAGCAGAAGAAACACGUAAACAACAGAUGCUACUUGCUUUUUUCUUCUUUAUUUUUAAACAUACACGCGGUCGUAGCGAUUGAGAUUAAAAUCCCCCCCACCACCACCACACCGUUAUAUUGCCGUAAUAUUUUAUUUUCAUGUACUCUCUAACGGCAUCAAAUGUACUCAUAGCAAAAUGUCUGGGGCCUCAUUUAUAAAAGAGUGCGUAGGAUUCAUACUAAAAGUGCACGUAAACCCAAAAGCCGAAAAUGGAGGGCGCAAAAAAAAAUCAGGAUUUAUAAAACCGUGUGCACGCACACUUGCACGCAAUGUUCUCUUUAUAAAUCACAGUCCAGCUGGAAGGUUGCGCAGGUGAAUUCGCCUCAUAUCCCGCCCUCUACACGCCCACUUCAUACCCUAAAUGGUCAAUGCAAAGUAGUUCAUGACUGUAUUUGCAUAUAAAUGAGCCUGCUGAGCAUGCGCAGCUCCUGCCUGCAGUCUGUUUCUGCUGCGCGUCAGGAUGAAUGAGACGUGUCGAGCCACCCUGCCACUAAAUUUCACGGAGACUGAGAUCGAGAUGUUGUGGAUGAGGUGGAGGACAGGAAAACCACAUUAUUUGGUGGUCACAGUAAAAGUAUAAAUAGUAUAUAAAUAGUAUAAAAUAAAGCGAGUGAGUGGCAGCACGUCGUUGCUGCGCUAAACGCCGUGAGUGCCACGGACAGAUGGUGCAGAAAAAAAAAGAAGUGGUGUGAUUUGAAGGUGGUGGCCAAGAGGUACGGAGCCCCUAAAGGGACACGGAUUUUUUUAAUAUAUACAUAAUGAGUUUUACGUGCGC